AUCGUAAAAAGUGCCAUCAUUUAACUAAUCACAAAUGAAUAUCGCUUCGUUCAGUCUUUACUCGCCACGGUGUACUAUUCCCGCACUUCGUUAUCUCAACAUGAACAAGCUAAAACGUCAACAAUUCAAUUCAAGUUUCGCUCGGAAUCGACUCAGUUCCCCUGAGCUCGUCAGCCAGCGUCGCUGCUGGCGUUCACCAUUUUAAUAUCGAUAACGUUAUAAUGCUCGUGUCUCGUACGAGGAGUGGUCGUCUGCGAUGAUUACAUUCUUAGCGUUUCCUGCAGUGUUGGAUGCCCUAAUUCUGAGUGGUUAUAAAUGAGUGAAUUUCGUUUGAAUAGCUCCCAUCCUGUUGUCAAGUUCAUUUAUUCCCGGUGAAUCGGUAUAUUUACCACAAAACUCGAAUCUCGAUACGUUUUAAAGAAUCAAUGACGAAACAUCACGAGGAUCCUUGAAAAUACCUGACAAUGUCUAUCAAAAAGAAUCAGGAGAUGCCCUUAAAGGGGGUCGAAGAGGAGCCAGUGCAACUGGACGAGGUUCUGAGUAAACUGGGAGCGUUCGGCAAACACCAGCUGAUCACGAUGUGCAUGCUGGCUCUUGUGUACGCAACCAACUCGAUAUACAAUGUGAACUAUGUGUUCGCCGUCGAAGAUGUUAACUACAGAUGCAAGGUACCCGAAUGUGAAUCGAUUGUCACCUCGUUCGCCGCCCCCUGGCAUAACUUAACAGCUCUAGACCUGGAAAGCGAGGGCAUAAAGCAGUGCUACCGGCACCCACCCCUCAACCGCCAAUGUCUCGUCUUCAACUCUAGUCUAACGACGCCGUGCACGGAGUGGGUCUAUGAUGUACCAAACAGCUUUGUGGCCGAGUUCGGGCUGGCGUGUAACGACUGGAAAGCAACCCUAGUGGGUACGAUCCACUGCUUCGGGAGUAUGGUGGGGCAACUACUGCAGGGACAAAUAUCCGACAGAUUCGGUCGAAAAACUGCGGCGGUAUUCGCGGGAACGAUGGGGGCUGUGCUCGGUCUGGCCAAAAGCUUCUCUAAUUCUUUUUGGCUGUACAUUGUCCUCGAAGGACUAGAGGCGGCCAUCGGUGACGCCCUCUCUCCUAUGUUUAUGUUAAGUAUAGAAAUCGUUGAAAAAAAACGCGCCGUACUGUACCAGAUGAUCUUACUAAACUUCUACACGGGAGGUCAAAUUAUAAUGCCACUCAUUGCUUGGGCGGUGCCCUACUGGCGCAACUUCCUCAGAGUUAUAUACGCUCCGACGCUCAUUAUAUUGACCUACUCCUUCUUUCUCGACGAAAGUAUUCGCUGGCUGUUCAGCAAAGGGAAAAAAGAGCAAGGCAUUAGGUUAAUAGAAAAGAUUGCAAAGAGAAAUAAUGUUAAAAUCGACAAGAGUCUAUUGAGUAGGUUGGACUACAGCGACGAGGAGACCUCGAACAAGUUGAACGACAGGAAAUUGUUAAUGAAGACCUUUAGAUCCAAGAUAAUGAUGCGAAGAUUCCUCGUGUGUAUGGUCUGGUGGUUCACGAUCACUUUGAUCAACUACGGUAUGAUGAUCAGCUCUGUCCUGAUCAACGGAAAUAAAUAUCUCAAUUUCGCGCUGCUCAUUAUGAUGGACAUACCUGCGAAUAUCUUCUACUGGCUGGCUUUAGCGAAGUACAAGAGAAAGCUACCGUUGGUCGCGUCCUUCAUUGUCGGUGGAGUGUUUUGUGUGUCGCAGCCUUUUAUACCAAAAGGCUACGCUUGGCUGGGCCUGGCGCUGUUCAUGGCGUUUGAGAUGCUGGCGACGUUCUCCUACAACAUUGUUUACAUGUACACUUCGGAGCUCUUCCCCACUUACACACGGAACUCAAUGCAUUCCAUUUGCUCGGCGACGGGCCGCAUCGGAUCGCUCCUGGCGCCACAGACACCAUUAUUGAUGGCUUACUGGUCCGGAUUACCAGCUUUAAUAUUCGGAUUAACGUCACUAGUUUCCGGGGCUCUAACUCUAUUCAUGCCUGAAACAGCGCGGACACAGUUACCAGACACCAUUCGGGAAGCAGAAACCAUCGGCAAAACAAAACACAAACACGACCCCGCCACGGAGACAUUGAAGGGAACUUAAAAUAACAACUCUCUAAACGUAACACGAUAGGGACGAAAAUACGGCGAAGGUAUAAAACGAAACGUUAAGUAAUAUUUUACGAAAUUAAAAACAUAACCAUAAAUACGUUUUGUCGCGUUGUAACGUCGAGAAAUAACCCAUUCCGAAGCUCGAAUUAUUAAUAAACCCGUCACCGGAGUUUUUAUUGACCCGUCUCUAAUAUUAUGAGACUGAAUUGUAUAAACUUAUAAAAAACGUCGCAGGACGAAAAGAGAGGGCAAGUUGUUAUCGAAAGUAUGAUGUCUACUUCUAUCUAUCUGCUACUGUUUGGUUAUUUUAAUACUUUGUAAAUAUGUUAUUAAAGUUUUGUUACAUGUUUUUUUAGUUGUAAAAAUCCCAACAGACCUAAAAUACGAUAACCUGUUUGCUACGUUUGUCCA
Messenger RNA from Vanessa atalanta (red admiral), 2524 nucleotides. Its product is annotated as solute carrier family 22 member 3-like. Lineage: Eukaryota; Metazoa; Arthropoda; Insecta; Lepidoptera; Nymphalidae. Gene Ontology annotation, molecular function: transmembrane transporter activity. The record is from RefSeq and is a predicted model, not a curated record. Bases 465 to 2105 code for a protein of 546 amino acids. Gene Ontology annotation, cellular component: membrane. Gene Ontology annotation, biological process: transmembrane transport. The transcript is spliced from 8 exons.